Molecule: messenger RNA, 5705 nt
Organism: Anopheles aquasalis
Lineage: Eukaryota; Metazoa; Arthropoda; Insecta; Diptera; Culicidae
Product: phospholipid-transporting ATPase ABCA3-like
Biological process (GO): lipid transport; transmembrane transport
Cellular component (GO): membrane; intracellular membrane-bounded organelle
Molecular function (GO): lipid carrier activity; ABC-type transporter activity; ATP hydrolysis activity
Source: RefSeq, a predicted model, not a curated record
CAGCCUGGUGGGUCCCGCAGCAGCAGCGCGAAGUGGGGUUUCCAGUGGAGACCAUGCUGCUGCCGCCACCGUGUUGUUUGCCGUCGUUCCACCGUACCAAGAGGAUUCCAAGACCGGUUCUGGUGCGAAGGGCAAAAAACAUUAAAAAAGGCACGCUGAGUUGUAAUUAGGCCCGAAGUGAAGAGUAAAAUUGCGGAUACGUGCGUCGACGCAACAGCAGCAGCAGGAGCAGCCGGAGGAACAGCAGCACCAAACUCCAAACAAUGCGGUCGUCGUCUAGGUGGCCGUGCUGCGUUUAAGUCCGAAACUACUUCACCGCAGUGUGCCUUGGGUGGAAACGGUCGGGAGAAAACCUCGCCUCGUAACGACGAGCCUAGCAGCCGUAGUAGCCGUUUGGAAGAAUCUCGGGACCGGGUACAUCGAACAUCUCAGCCACGGCAAAAUGUCCGCAUCGUCGAAUUGGGACAAGUUUGUGCUGCUGCUGUGGAAGAACUGGAUCAUCCAGAAGCGCCACUACAUGCAGACACUGUUCGAAAUCGUGAUCCCAGUGGUGGCCUGCUCGAUGUUGAUUAUGGUGCGGGGACUGAACACACCGAAACACUACACCAAAGCGACCGUUCAUGAGCCGUUGAAUUUGCUGAGCCUGGCCCCGAUACGCGAGAUGUUGACGAACAAUCCGAUCACGUUGAAGAUCCUCUAUUCACCCCGGAACGACGUGUUCGAGCGUGUGAUAGGACGCGCGGCAAGGAUGCUGGGAACGGAUGUGCAAUACCAGGGCUACAAUGAUACCGAUCGAAUGUUUAAGGACCUGAUCGCCAACAAUUUCCUGGCCGGCGUGGAGUUUGGCGAUGAGUAUACGAACAUCACCGAGCUACCGAAACAGCUGACCGUGAACUUGCGAUUCCCGAGCGAAAUGCGUACGGCCAUGCUACCGGGUGCUAGCUUAUGGGCCAGCUGGCAAACGUUCUCCAUCUUCCCCCGGUAUCAAAUGUACGGUGCCCGAGCGGUCAAUGUAAGCGAUGGAGGCUAUCCGGCGAACUAUUUCGCCGAAGGGUUCGCCUCCCUCCAGAAUGCCAUCAGUUUGGCCGUGCACGAGCUGCGUGGAGGCACUAGUGGGACAUCCCUGCCGAAUGUGUUGCUCAGGCGCUUCCCUUAUCCACCGUUCUACAACGAUCCGCUACUGUUCGGGCUGGAGUCACUGUUCCCCGUCAUCAUUAUGAUCGCGUUCUUCUAUUCCUGCAUCAACACGGUCAAGUUCAUUGCACUCGAGAAGGAACGGCAGCUCAAGGAGUCAAUGAAGGUGAUGGGACUGAGCGGGUGGAUACACUGGGCGGCCUGGUUCGUGCGCACCUUUCUGCUGAUGUCCCUUUCCAUCAUCCUCGUGACGGUGCUGCUUACCUGCAAUCUCACCACCAACACGACGGUGGCCAUCUUCGAGUUUUCGAACCCGUUUCUGAUCUGGACAUUUUUGGUCGUGUUCGGUAUUACGACCAUCAUGUUUUGUUUUAUGUUGAGCACGUUCUUCUCAAAAGCUAACAUCGCAGCCGGUAUGGCCGGAAUCGUGUGGUUCUAUUCGCUUGCACCGUACCAGCUGACGUUUAACGUCUACCAAAGCAUGUCAUUCGCCACCAAGCUGGCCAUGAGUCUGUGGAGUAACACGGCCAUGGCGUACGGGUGUUCGAUGAUCAUGAAACACGAAGGAACGGCCAUGGGGCUGCAGUGGAAUAACCUUUUCCAGCCGGUCAGCGUCGACGAUUCGCUUACGAUGGCGCACGUCUUCGGUAUGCUGGUGUUUGAUGCGCUGCUCUACCUCGCCAUCGCCCUGUACGUCGAACAGAUCGCUCCCGGUCAGUUUGGUGUACCGCGGCCCUGGAACUUCCUCUUCACCAGGGCAUUCUGGGUCGAUGAAGUGUUCUGCUGGGGCACGGCAACGGAAUCCACUGCUAGGAGUGAUGAAGAACCGGCGGAACGAGCCCGUCUCAAUAGCAGCCAGCGAUAUCUGGCCAACAUGGAGUGUGAACCGACGGACAAACCGAUCGGCAUUGCCACGAUCGGACUGCGGAAGGUGUACGAUGCUAAACCCGUACCCCGGGUGGCCGUCCAGGGGCUGACGGUGAACUUUUACCGCGACCAGAUUACGGUUCUACUCGGUCACAACGGUGCGGGCAAAACGACAACGAUGGGCAUGCUGACCGGAAUGUUUCCACCGACGGACGGUAGCGCUACCAUCGAGGGCCAUCCUAUCGGCCAGAAGCGUAACUUUCGGAGUGUGCUGGGCUUCUGUCCGCAGCAUAAUGUCCUGUUUGAUGAGCUAACGGUUGCGGAACAUAUCCGCUUCUUCGCCAUGCUUAAAGGUGUCACCGGCGCGCUGGAGCUGGAAGCGGAAAUCGGAAAGUAUCUGCGUGCACUGGAGCUGGAGUGUAAACGGGAUGCACCAUCGCACACACUGUCCGGUGGUAUGAAGCGACGCUUAUCGCUCGCCGUGGCGCUUUGCGGUGGCUCCAAGGUGGUGUUUGCCGAUGAACCAACGUCCGGGAUGGAUCCGGGUGCGAGGCGUACCGUGUGGGAGCUGCUGCAACGGGAGAAGCGUGAUCGUACGAUCGUACUGUCGACACACUUCAUGGACGAGGCCGAUGUGCUGGGCGAUCGGGUUGCGGUCAUGUGCGACGGGGAGCUGCGAGCCAUCGGGACACCGUUCUUUUUGAAGAAACGCUUCGGUGCCGGCUAUCGGUUGGUGUGCGUUAAGCGACCGGACUGUCAACCGGAGGUGCUUACCAAGCUGCUCGGCCGUUUCGUCCCGAACGUGGCGAUUGAAUCGGAUAUCGGUACCGAGCUAAGCUACCGGUUGCCGGAGCAGUACCGUGGCAGCUUCCAGGCGGCACUGCAAGAGUUGGAGAAGAACGUCGAACGGUGCGGCAUCUCGAGCUACGGUAUUUCGCUCUCUACGAUGGAGGAAGUGUUUAUGAGGCUCGGUAGUGACGAUUUGCGCAUUGUGAGUGAGCAGAAUGGAACUGGACCAAAGCAGCACGAGACAGCGGAGCAGCACCACCAGGAUGGUGUUGCCUCAGCUCCUCAGAUCACAAUUACCGAGACGUACGAACCGCUGACGGGCAAUAGGCUUCGCUAUAGCCGCAUUAGGGCUAUGGUGAUCAAGAAGCAUCUAAGCUUUAUCCGUUCGUGGAAGAUCUCCACGAUACAGGUCCUGCUGCCGACCGCAUUUGUACUGCUGGUGAUGGGGAUCGUACAGAUCAUGCCCAAUCAAACGAUGCUACCACCGUUGAAGAUCACGCUGGCGAGCUAUGACCAUACCAGCACCGUCCUGUCGGUGCACGAUCAAUCCACGGCGAUCGCCAAAGCGUACGGUGAGCUGAUUCGGGAGGCAAAAGGACGCACGAAAGCUGCUUCUCACGAUCUGAUCGUGACGGAGCAAGACUUUGGAGACUUUAUACUGGACAAGUACGGCCAGAGCGUUUAUAAGGUCAACCGGGAUUACAUGAUCGGAUGCACGCUGAACACCGGGACGAACGUGCACACGGUGUGGUUUAACAAUAAGGGCUUCCACACGGCCCCGCUUACGCUUAGUCUACUCCAUAACGCGAUCGCCCGUACGGUUUGCCACAACUGUAGCAUCACGAUCGUGAACAAACCGCUCCCCUACAGCACACACGUGCGCUUCCUGCGCACCCAGAUCGGCAGCAAUCUCGGCUUUCAGCUGUCGUUUAACACCGGCUUCGCGAUGGCAUUCGUCGGUGCGUUCUACAUCAUGUACUACGUCCGGGAGCGUGCCUCCGGUUCGAAGCUGCUCCAGUUUGUGGCCGGUGUCGAACCACUGACCUUCUGGGGCGUUUCGUUCCUCUGCGAUCUGGCCGUCUACUGCGUCGCGAUGGCACUGUACAUUGCCACACUGGCCGAGUUCGGUGAGGAAGGUUGGUCGACGGCGGCCGAACUGUGGCGUGUGGUGCUCGUAUUCCUUUGCUUCGGUCUAGCGGUCCUACCGUUCACCUACCUCGGGGCGUACUGCUUCGGUGUACCGUCGACCGGGUUCAUUAAGAUGCUGAUCUUUAAUAUCUUCAGCGGGACGGUCAUGUUUACGGCCGUGUUUUUGCUGCAGGUGAAAGAGUUCUCUCUGACGCACGUGGCGGAACGGCUCGAGUGGGUCUUUAUGGUGUUUCCCGUGUUUGCGCUCACGCACGGGCUCAACAAUAUCGGUGUGAUGGAGACGAAGAAGCAGAUUUGCGGUGCGUUCUGCGAGGCGACACCGUUCUGUACGGAGAAAAUCCUCUGCAAAUUGCGCUCGGAAUGCUGUGAGUUGGACAUCUUUGCCUUCAGCCCUCGCGGUAUCAGUCGAAAUUUAGUGUUUAUGCUGACGGUGGCGGUGGUGUGCUUUACGAUUCUGCUGCUCAAAGAGUAUCGCCUGCUCGCCGGUAUCAAGGUGGGCCGGCUCGUGGAGAGCUUCAUCAUCCAUCGAAAGCACCACCACGCUAGCAGCACCAUCAGUGGUGGUGGUGGUGGUGGUGGUGGUGGUGGCGGCGAUAGUCGCGAAGAGCGGGAAGCCAUCGCACUGCAAGAGGAUUCCGAUGUGACCGAAGAACGGGCACGUGUACAGCGGCUGUGCGAUGAUCGAAUACCGGAAACCGACCCUCCGGAGGCACUGCUGGUGCUACGCGAUCUUAGCAAACGGUACGGCUUCACACUGAUGGCCGUCAAUCGGUUAACGUUUGCCGUUGGAGCACGCGAAUGCUUCGGGCUGCUCGGUGUCAACGGGGCCGGCAAAACAUCCACCUUCCGGAUGCUGACCGGUGACCGGAAACCAACGUCCGGUGAUGCCUGGAUCGGUGGCUACAGCUUACGCACGCAGCUACCAGCCGUUUACCGUCGGAUCGGCUACUGUCCCCAGUUCGAUGCACUGCUCGAUGAUUUGACGGGGCGUGAAACGCUUCACCUUUUUGCCCUGCUGCGCGGUAUACCGAGCUGCUCGAUCGCACCGAUCGUUGAGCGGCUCGCGGUCGAACUUCACUUUGCUGUUCAUCUGGACAAACGAACCGCCCAGUACAGUGGUGGUAAUCGGCGAAAGCUCAGCACCGCCCUGGCACUGCUUGGCGAUCCGGCCGUCGUCUACCUGGACGAACCGACCACCGGGAUGGAUCCGGGGGCGAAGCGUCACUUUUGGAAUGUGAUGUGCCGGGUGCGUGCCGAAGGACGGACGGCACUCGUGCUCACCUCGCACAGCAUGGAAGAGUGCGAGGCGCUGUGCACCCGGCUGGCGAUCAUGGUGAACGGUGCGUUCCGCUGCAUCGGUUCAGCACAGCAUCUGAAGAACAAAUUCUCCCAGGGUUACCUGCUCACGAUGAAGCUCAAGCGGACGGCAUCGAGCGGGGCAGUUCGUGCGUUCGUCACGGACACAUUCGCCGGAGCUAGCCUGAAGGAGGAGUACCAAAACUACCUCACGUACCACAUCGCCGCCGCCACCGAUUCGGGCCGGCGUUGGUCAGACAUGUUUGGGUUGAUGGAGCGUGCCCAGGAGCAGCUGCAGCUCGAAGACUACAGCCUGGGCCAGACAUCGCUCGAGCAGGUGUUCCUUACGCUUACCGCCGACCAGCGGGCUAGCGAUGAAUAGUGAACUAAGAACAACGCGGAUCUCCUCGUUCGCCUUGCCCAUUGCCUCGCCUGUACUUAACUCGAAUAAAGUAUUACGUUCAAUCCGA